GACGUUCCAUCUUCAGAGCAGCCUGAACUGUUCCUAAAGAAACUUCAACAGUGCUGUGUCAUUUUUGACUUCAUGGACACGCUUUCAGACCUUAAAAUGAAAGAAUACAAGCGCUCCACUCUUAAUGAACUGGUGGACUACAUUACAAUAAGCAGAGGCUGUUUGACAGAGCAGACUUACCCUGAAGUAGUUAGAAUGGUAUCUUGCAAUAUAUUCAGAACUCUCCCACCUAGUGACAGCAAUGAAUUUGAUCCAGAAGAAGAUGAGCCCACCUUGGAGGCAUCGUGGCCACAUUUACAGCUUGUAUAUGAGUUUUUCAUACGAUUUUUGGAAAGCCAAGAAUUUCAGCCCAGCAUUGCCAAAAAAUACAUAGAUCAGAAAUUUGUAUUGCAGCUGUUGGAGCUGUUUGACAGCGAAGACCCUCGAGAACGAGACUACCUGAAAACAGUCUUGCACAGAAUUUAUGGCAAGUUUCUGGGUCUUAGAGCAUUUAUCCGAAAACAGAUUAAUAAUAUUUUUCUACGAUUUGUUUAUGAAACUGAACACUUCAAUGGCGUAGCUGAACUGUUGGAAAUUUUAGGAAGUAUUAUCAAUGGGUUUGCUUUACCUCUUAAGGCAGAGCAUAAACAGUUUCUGGUGAAGGUUCUGAUCCCUUUACAUACUGUCAGGAGUUUAUCACUCUUCCAUGCACAGCUGGCGUAUUGCAUAGUACAGUUUCUGGAGAAAGACCCUUCACUCACGGAACCAGUCAUUAGAGGUUUAAUGAAAUUCUGGCCAAAAACCUGCAGUCAGAAAGAGGUCAUGUUCCUUGGAGAGCUGGAGGAAAUCUUGGAUGUAAUUGAACCAUCACAAUUUGUCAAAAUCCAGGAACCCUUGUUUAAACAAAUUGCCAAGUGUGUUUCUAGCCCUCAUUUUCAGGUGGCCGAAAGAGCACUGUAUUAUUGGAAUAAUGAAUACAUCAUGAGUUUGAUAGAGGAGAAUUCAAAUGUUAUACUUCCCAUAAUGUUUUCCAGCCUUUAUAGGAUUUCUAAAGAACACUGGAAUCCGGCUAUUGUGGCUUUAGUCUACAAUGUGUUGAAGGCAUUCAUGGAAAUGAACAGCACCAUGUUUGAUGAGCUGACAGCCACUUACAAGUCAGAUCGUCAGCGUGAGAAGAAGAAAGAGAAAGAACGUGAAGAACUGUGGAAAAAACUGGAGGAUUUGGAAUUAAAGAGAGGUCUUAGACGUGAUGGAAUAAUUCCAACUUAACAAAAAAAAACAAAACAGCAUUAUUAACCUGUGGAGUCACACAUUUAUGUAGUAGAAGAUGGAGCAACAGUUUUCUGUAUUGUGCAACUUUACAGUAGAUUUCACAUUUGUUUCAUUAUUACAACAGCACUGUAUAUACCUGUCUCUAAGUAAAGGAAAAAAAUAAGGACUUUAAUCCAAAGUUUGGACAGCAGAUGGACUUCUCAGAACUUUGCAAACAUAGUCAUUGUUUUAACCCUUCUUUAAAACCAGUCUUCAAAGAUCUGUUGAUGAAAAUUGCGAUGUCAAAUUCCAUUGUCAGGACCUGUUCCUUAUUUAUCGUUAGCAGAGAGUAUAAUACAACUUUCAAAUGUGAACAAUCUUAAAAUUUAGCUUGUCUUUCUGCUAAACUGUUAAGUGUAUUUAUAGUAAAAGAGAAAAAAGACUGUCAUUUCCUUAUGAGUUUGUGUAACAUCCUCCUUCUCUGGAUAACUUUACUGUAAUUUGACUUUUUUUUUCCUUUUGCACAUCUUCAUAAGUUGAAUGUCCAUUCAGAUCAGGGCCAUGAAAAACAUAGGUCCUGAAUAAAAGUUUUGUUUACUGGUGUGAGCAUUUUUUUUAGUACCAGGCUGUCUCUGGUGCUUCCUUAAUUUGAACAUUAGGAGUUAAAAAAACAAGUAGGUGAUAAACAUAGUAGGCAAGGGAGCUUUGGAUUUGUGCACCGAUUUAUUGCAGAUCCAAAUUAGUGUCCACAAUCCUUUAAAAACGGUCAGUGGUAACACCCUGGACUUCAGUACCUAACCAGUAUUAGUGAUGUGGCAUUGGACACGCAUACCGGAAUUGUUUUAGAAAUACUAAUUGCUAAAUUAUUACAGUAUGUUUUUAUUGGACCAUUUUGAAAGAAUAAAGACAAAUGCUAAACAGCGUGAGCAUGAAAUUAGUCUCCAGUGGUCAUGGAUCUAAUUGGAAAUUGAGUUGAGAUAGCAGUUUGGACUGUUUGGAGUUGUUGCCUUACUUUUUAAUAUGUAUUUAUAAAGUGUUCCAGCAAAAGAGGAUGUAGCCUCUAAGAAACAUACUAUAGUGUUUUUGUGGUUCUAGUACUAUUAUUCAUCACAGUACCAGCCCUAUGGUCUUAGCUGGAAAGGAUUCUGGGUAAUAUACUUCUGCAUUCUCAUCUGGAUGCUCAUUCCUAACUACUGUAUUUGUUACCAAAAGUGGUUCUACAAAUGCUACUGAAAAAAAUUCUGGAAAUCCUAAUGUUCUGAGUAUUAAUAAUAAAGUUUAAAAUGCUUUUAUAUCAAA
Nestor notabilis (Kea) is the source of this 2529-nucleotide messenger RNA. It is a transcript of the gene PPP2R5E, whose product is annotated as protein phosphatase 2, regulatory subunit B', epsilon isoform. The coding region runs from base 73 to 1248 and encodes 391 amino acids. The record is from RefSeq and is a predicted model, not a curated record. Gene Ontology annotation, biological process: signal transduction; protein dephosphorylation. NCBI's taxonomy places the organism in Eukaryota, Metazoa, Chordata, Aves, Psittaciformes, Psittacidae. Gene Ontology annotation, molecular function: protein phosphatase activator activity. Gene Ontology annotation, cellular component: protein phosphatase type 2A complex; cytosol; nucleus. The transcript is spliced from 12 exons.